Zingiber officinale is the source of this 5036-nucleotide messenger RNA. Its product is annotated as pentatricopeptide repeat-containing protein At3g49710-like. NCBI's taxonomy places the organism in Eukaryota, Viridiplantae, Streptophyta, Magnoliopsida, Zingiberales, Zingiberaceae. The record is from RefSeq and is a predicted model, not a curated record. Bases 49 to 2217 code for a protein of 722 amino acids. Gene Ontology annotation, biological process: RNA modification. Gene Ontology annotation, molecular function: zinc ion binding; protein binding; RNA binding. The transcript is spliced from 6 exons.
UGAGAUUACGUGUCCAAAAACAAUCUGUCGAUCAAGCGCAAGCUUGGAAUGAACCGUCUCUUGGCCCAGCUAUCCCAACUCCGAGCUGCCGAUCUCCGCUUCCGUGACCUCCUAAAGCUCUGUGUCGCCCGCCGCGACCUCGUCGCCGGCCGUGCUCUCCACGCCCUCUUCCUCAAGUCCCAUGUGCCUCCAUCCAACUACCUUGCCAACCAUUUCAUCCUCCUCUAUUCGCACUGCGGCCACCUCCCUCUCGCCCAGCAGUCGUUCGACGAAAUACCCCAACCGAACGUUUUCUCCCACAACGCCCUGCUCGCGGCCUACGCCCGCCUCUGCCACCCUGACGCUGUCCGCCGCCUCUUCCUCCGCAUCCCCUCCCCCGACCUCGUCUCCUACAAUACUCUCCUCUCCGCCUACGCCGCCGCCAACGGUGGCGCCUACGCCGGCGAUGCCAUCCGCCUCUUUUCUCGCAUGCGCUACCUUGGCUCCGACGCCGACGGCUUCACCCUCUCCUCUGUCAUCUCCUCUGUCGUCGGUGCAGUCGAGCAGUUCCACUCCUUCGCCAUUGCCUCAGGUCUAGGCUCCUAUAUCUCCGUGAACAACGCCCUCAUCAGCAGCUACAGCAAAGGCGGCUUUUUGUUCGAAGCCGAGCGGGUUUUCAAUGAGAUUUUCUGCGAAAGGGAUGCGGUUUCUUGGAAUUGCAUGAUCGUUGCGUUCGGGCAGCACCGUCAGGGACUAAAAGCCCUCAACUUGUUUCAGGCAAUGGUGAGGAAAGGCUUCGAGGUUGACAUGUUCACGCUCGCCAGCGUGCUCACAGCAUUCACUGCCGUGAAGGAUUCAGCUGGCGGUGCACAGUUCCAUGCGCAGAUGAUCAAGUCCGGUUUUGCAAUAAACUCUCAUGUGGGCAGUGGCUUGAUUGACCUGUACUCGAAGGUUGGCUGGAUAGUCGAUGCGAGGAAGGUCUUCGAGGAGGUUCAUAAUCCUGAUUUGGUCGUAUGGAACACAAUGAUCUCAGGGUACUCGCUCAAUGAUGAGUUCUCAGAGGAAGGCCUUGAAUGCUUCCGCUGUAUGCAGCGGGCUGGUUUUAAGCCGGAUGAUUGCAGCUUUGUGUGUGCGAUCAGUGCGUGCUCAAAUUUGUCAUCCCCAUCGCAGGGGAAGCAAAUGCAUGGACUAACCAUUAAGACUGAAUUGCCAUGCAACCAAAUCUCUGUUAACAAUGCACUAGUUUCCAUGUAUGCGAAGUGUGGAAAUCUCAAGGAUGCGAGUAUGCUUUUUGAGAGGAUGCACCAACGCAACACGGUCUCAUUCAAUACUAUGAUAGCGGCUUAUGCUCAGCAUGGACUUGGUUUGGAAGCAUUGGAGCUGUUCAAAGUGAUGCUUGAUUCAGAUAAUGAGCCCACAAGCAUCACAUUCAUCUCGGUGUUGUCUGCGUGUGCUCACACUAGGAGGGUCGAUGAAGGAUGGGAGUAUUUUGAUUCUAUGAGGCAAAAGUAUAAUAUUGAACCCGGAGAAGAACAUUAUUCAUGCAUGAUUGAUCUCCUGGCUCGCACCGGGAAGUUUGAGGAUGCCAAGAAGCUAAUUGAAUCGAUGCCCUUUGAUCCAGGCUUGAUAGGAUGGGCUACUUUGCUCAGUGCUUGCAGGACCCACGGAAACUUGGAGGUUGGAGCAAUGGCAGCACAGAAGCUUCUCCAGCUGGAUUCUUCUAAUGCAGCUGCUUAUGUGAUGCUCUCAAAUAUUUAUGCCAGCACGGGUAGAUGGGAUGAGUUUGCGAAAGUACGAAAGCUGAUGAGAGGCAGGGGAGUGAGGAAGAAACCUGGAUGCAGUUGGAUCGAACUGGGGAAGCAAAUCCAUGUAUUUGUUGCUGAUGAUGUAUCACAUCCAAGGAUUAAGGAAAUUUACUUGUUCUUGGAGGAGAUUUCGAAAAAAAUGGAACAGGCUGGGUAUGUCCCAGAUAUGUCAUUGGUGCCUAGGAGGGACAACAUUGCUGAACGUGACACGAGGCUCGGAUAUCACAGUGAGAAACUCGCUGUUGCCUUUGGGUUGAUCAGUACUGGAGAGGGUGUGCCUCUACUGGUGGUGAAGAAUCUUAGGAUAUGUGGAGAUUGCCAUAACACAAUCAAAGUUGUUUCUGCAAUGACUGGAAGGGAGAUCACUGUGAGGGAUGCACACAGGUUUCAUUGUUUCAGCGCUGGAAGUUGCUCCUGUGGAGAUUUCUGGUGAUAUAACCUUCAAGCUGACUAGUGUACUUUUCGCUUGGAACUCAGUUAUCGCAACACUGAUCCAAUCAUCUAAAGAAAUUGCCGUCAGCAGGUUCGGAACUUGUUUUUCUGGAGAAUGCAUGGCAUUUGCACUUAGCAGGGAAAUUGAAAUCCUUGAUCUUCUAAAUUUUGCAACUAAGGGUCAUCAGGUGUUAAAUGGUCAGCAGUUAACGUGCUUAUCACAUAUGUAUACCAGCCAAGAGAAGAGGAUUCAUUUUCCAUGAGCAAAUCCUCCUCAUUGAGACCUGCUAUUGGGUGCAAGCAAAGGUAAGCAUUACAAUUUCUACUGGUUUGAGCAUAUAUAUGUUGAUUUGCAAUUCACAUGUUUCUUUUACCUCGAAUUAUGUGGUUUGCCAUAUAUAAAUUAACUUUCUGCAAUUGCAAAUGGAAAUUGUUGUAUCAGAUACCCUUUACAGGCUGAACAAAUAGUCAUGUCAACAUGUAAAUACCAACUGAUUGCAGGCUAACUGAAAUUACAUGCAUGGUAUAUUUUUGGAGUUUUAGUCAUGCACUGUUUUUCUUCUAUACUUGUUCUUAGAACUUGAUUAGUCAAACAAUGGUUUAUGAGAUUAUAUAGUGUUGGAAGGUCCAACAUAGGAUUCUCUUGCAAUUCACUUUUCUAAAUUUUUUGUGUUCAAAUCUAUCUACAGUUUGAAAUAGCCUUUACUUGUGGGCUUUUAGGUGUUUAAUUUUCCAAAACGCAAAAUCUAUUGUGGUUUUAGAUGAUUAACUAUCAAAGAAACAUUAGGCACAGUUGCAGUGAUGUGCUAUUCACAAGUAUCAACACAACUAAGUGCACGUAACAAGGCUAGGAAAAAAAGCUAGGCGAGUAAGGAGUUGACUACCAUAACACAACCAAGCUGAGCUCUUCCACUGUGUUCUGAGGACUGCUUGUAGCUUUGUCUUCCCUUGCUUUUUUAAGGUUCUCAAAACCUUCAUUGAGGGCAACCAGUUAUACCAACAUGUGAAUGUUAGCUUGACUCGGCAACAUCCAUGAAGUAGGAUAUUGAGAAAGUCCUGCCUUUCGCCAUGGCUUAAUCUGUGCUAACUACCAAGAGGACUGAGGAGGUAGCUCUUUGCACAGUACGAGCCUCUACCUUAGAUAUAGUGAGGACAACCAAUGAAUGUGCUUGAUAUACAUAUAAUAUAGUAUCGUAAGAAAAUGUGUUGGAUAGUGAUGUUAUCGUGCAGACUAAGGAGACGCUGUUACCUGCACCUGCACCUGUGUGAUAAACAUUCAUCACACGUGAUAGCGAGCACAAAGCAAUGCUACAAUGGCAUGCAUUAUUCUGAAGAUUUCAGUAGUUAAACAACAAGAGCAGAAGGAAUUCAGGCAUUUUUUUAAUAUCAAUGCUAACAUUGCCUAAUUUCAUACUUAUUUAAGUCCUUGAGACACUGGUUUCAGAGAAAGAGAACAGCAGUAAGCAAUUCCAGUUACAGCUUACAAGAGACAAAUUGUAAAGAGCAAGAAAGUCUUUUAAUUUUGGGCAGCAAUUGAAUGAAAGCAGCAGCAACAGCCUUGUGAGGGAGGGAACGUUACUGAAACCAAUCCUAGAGCUCUGCCUUUGGCUUCUCAUUCAAAGUUGCAUUGCAAUGGCUGCCAAAGAACUAAUAAUUUAUGGUCAGAUUCCUUGAGCAUCACAAAGCUGCAUGGAGAUCUGUGUUCACUUGUUGUGCAGGCAAAAAGGCAAAUUGCUGCGCCGUUUUAAUGUCAACUGUUUGGUGGCAAUCUCACUGAGCGAGAGGAACACUUUUCUUGGCCACUUCCAUCAAUGGAGGUCAUUACUCACACAGAUCAUCAGCUUCUAAACCAGGUUGAUGGUUGAGGAAGAUGUGCAUGCAUCCAAAAUAUUGUUAUCAGACCACCAAAUCUUUUGUCUGCAUGUCCAAAUCCAAUAACUUACUGUAGCCACCAACGCCCCUCCUUGAAAAGAAAACCACCCUGGUUUUCUGAGCUCUAUGCUUUUCCUUUCUUGCUCCAUAAGAAUGAAUGCUCCCCUUGCUGCUUUUCUUCCCUCCCUCUCCCUUGCAUCACAUGAGCCUUGCAUGGAGCUCGGAGGUGCGGUGAGCAUGGUGGAUGGGCUAGCAGUAGCUAGCGGUACUGGUUCUUCAGAAGGUGGCAGCCUUCUGUCUCGUUCUCUGACCACCUCCAGUGGUACCACUGAGCCCUGCUGCAAGCCAAAGGGGCUCCUUGGUUGUGCCUUUCAGAGGGCUUCUGAGGCAAUGGUACCUCCCUUUGACUCUCUCUUCUCUGAUGGGGAGCAAAUGCUGAGCUUCUCUGCAACUUCCAAUCAAGAUAGCUUUGCGCUCAACUGUGAUGGGGCACUGCCUUCUUACUACUGUUCCCCUCCUUCCCCAAAACCCUAUAUUUGGAAUCCGGGGUUGUAUUCUGGGUGUCAUGAUGUGAGUAGCAAUGGUGUUUUGGCAGAGGUGAAGGGACCAUUUACUCCAUCCCAGUGGCUGGAACUAGAGCAACAGGCCUUGGUUUACAGAUACAUUGCUGCAAAGGUACCAAUACCACACAAUCUUCUCAACCCUAUCAAGAGAAGCCUUGGCAUUUCAGGGCUCCCUCACUUCUCAGUUGGAUCCUCUGGCUCAAAUGCAUUUGGUUGGGGAUCAUUCUAUCUGGGGUAUUCUGGAAAUAGUGAUCCGGAGCCUGGUAGAUGCCGUCGAACUGAUGGGAAGAAAUGGCGGUGCUCGAGGGAUGCAGUCGCCGAUCAAAAGUACUGUGAGCGUCAUAUAAAUCGGGGCCGCCAUCGUUCAAGAAAGCAUGUGGAAGGC